GGCUCCUUCCUCCCCCAGAUCCUGACGGGGGAAGACUGGAACGCGGUGAUGUACGACGGCAUCAAAUCUCAGGGCGGCGUCAAGGGGGGGAUGGUUUUCUCCGUCUACUUCAUCGUCCUCACCCUCUUUGGCAACUACACCCUCCUCAACGUCUUCUUGGCCAUCGCGGUGGACAACUUGGCCAACGCGCAGGAGCUCACCAAGGAUGAGCAGGAGGAGGAAGAAGCCGCCAACCAAAAGCUGGCGCUGCAGAAGGCGAAGGAGGUGGCCGAGGUCAGCCCGCUCUCCGCGGCCAACAUGUCCGUCACCAUGAAGGAGCAGCAGAAGAACCAGAAACCCUCCAAAUCCGUGUGGGAGCAGCGCACGAGCGAGCUGCGGAAGCAGAACCUGCUGGCGAGCCGGGAGGCGCUUUACAGCGAGCUGGAGCCCGAGGAGCGCUGGAAGGUGCCCUACGCUCGCCACCUCCGCCCGGACAUGAAGACCCACCUGGACCGGCCGCUGGUCGUGGACCCGCAGGAGAACCGCAACAACAACACCAACAAAACGCGCCCCGGAGACCCCCCCCCGCCGCCCGACCCCCGCUUCGCGCCGCUGCGGCAGCCGCGAUACCCCGACCCCGGCGGAGGAGCCCCCCGGCCCGCAGAGCCCCCUCCUCCGCCCGGGGGGGUCCCCCCUCCCCACGGGCGACGCCCCCGCAGCCGGAGCCGGGAGCCCCCCGAACGGGAGCCCAGCGCCGAGCGCGGCUUCGUGGGAGGGGACGGGGGGGAGCGGCACAAACCGAGGCACCGGAGCCGCGACGGCCGCGCCGGGUCCCCCGAGCGGGAGCACCGGAGGCACCGCGGGCACCGCAGGGCGACGGAGGAGGGUGAGGAAGGGGCGGCGAGGACCGAGAGGCGACCGAGGCACCGGGAGGGAGCCCGGCCGGCCCGAGGGGACGGGGACGGGGAGCAGCAGCACCACGGAGACGACAGAGAGAGGCGGCGGCGGCACCGGCACGGGCCGCCCGCGGGGUACGACGGAGAGGGCAGGAGGGAGGACAAGGAGCGGCGGCACCGCAGGAGGAGGUGAGGGAGAGCGGAGGGUCCCCCGGGGUUGGC
This is a messenger RNA of Neopelma chrysocephalum (saffron-crested tyrant-manakin), 1097 nucleotides long. RefSeq names its product voltage-dependent P/Q-type calcium channel subunit alpha-1A-like. Gene Ontology annotation, cellular component: voltage-gated calcium channel complex; neuronal cell body. Gene Ontology annotation, molecular function: high voltage-gated calcium channel activity. Bases 49 to 1068 code for a protein of 339 amino acids. The record is from RefSeq and is a predicted model, not a curated record. Lineage: Eukaryota; Metazoa; Chordata; Aves; Passeriformes; Pipridae. The transcript is spliced from 4 exons. Gene Ontology annotation, biological process: calcium ion import across plasma membrane; chemical synaptic transmission.